Messenger RNA from Alligator sinensis (Chinese alligator), 1080 nucleotides. Its product is annotated as avidin-like. Lineage: Eukaryota; Metazoa; Chordata; Crocodylia; Alligatoridae. Gene Ontology annotation, molecular function: biotin binding. The coding region runs from base 216 to 674 and encodes 152 amino acids. The transcript has 5 exons. The record is from RefSeq and is a predicted model, not a curated record.
GCACGUCUGACAUCUGCAGACGCUGGAGAAAUAGAGAGGGAAAUCCACCUCCCGCUGGCCCUGGCCCUGAGCCCAGCGUUGCUGGGGGUGGCAUCGUGGAGCAAGAAGUCACUUUGCCGAGGGGGUGGAAACCUCUGUGCGGGGCAGGAGCCGGCCAAAAAUGCGACUGCCAGUGCGUCCUGUCCGGGCAGUGGCAGAACGAGCUGGGCUCCCAGAUGCGCAUCUUUCAUGUGGAAGUAGACGGCAGCUUCUCCGGCAAGUACAGGACGGCCGUGUCGGCCACACAGGUGCCCAUCCAGCCCGCACUGCUGUGUGGGUCCCAGCAGCUGCAUGGUGAGGGGCAGCAGCCCACCUUCAGCUUCACCGUCAACUGGAAGAGCUUCUCAGCCUCGACCACCGUCUUCGGGGGCCAGUGCUUCGUGGACAAGAGCAGGGAGGAAUCGCUGCGCACCAUGUGGCUGCUGAGGGAGGAAGUCAACUCCGAGAAGGACGACUGGAAAGCAGCCAGACUCCACCUUCGCCUGUACUGGGGGUGCAGACCCCCUCCCACGCCAUCCCAUCAGCCUGGGCUCUGCACUGGCUCCACGUCUGGCUGCCAGCUGUGCAUUCAGCAUGGUGAGCAACAGUGCUACCUUGCACUGUGGGCUUGGGCAGUGCACCUGUCCAAGCUUUAGCUUGAAGACUCUAGGAGCACUGAGUGGUGCCACUAAGUGCCUGGGCUGUGGAUGUGCUGGAACAGAGACGUCUGCACACAAGGCUUGUAGGUAAGUUGUUAAUGAGCCGCCUUGACUGUGAGGACCAUAAAUCAAGGUGAAAGACACGGGCUGGAAGGAGAGAAGAAAGAGUCCUGUGCAGACCUGGCAGAGAUUGUUCCCGGAUGACCAAAGGAAGCCCCGUGUACAUGUGGGGAGAAGCCGGGGCAGCGCUGGGAGCUGGUCCGGCACACGCAGAGCUGCUGCCCCCUCUCUCCUGCUUCUCCCCAGCCGGCACCGGGGAGGAGCUGCUCUGUGCUGCUGUGGGCCCGGUGGGCGCUGAGAUACAUGCACGUGUUGUCAUUCAGGGGGAGUAAUAAAAGACAAG